This is a messenger RNA of Daldinia loculata, 1730 nucleotides long. Its product is annotated as phospho-2-dehydro-3-deoxyheptonate aldolase. Lineage: Eukaryota; Fungi; Ascomycota; Sordariomycetes; Xylariales; Hypoxylaceae. The coding region runs from base 231 to 1376 and encodes 381 amino acids. Gene Ontology annotation, cellular component: cytoplasm. The record is from RefSeq and is a predicted model, not a curated record. Gene Ontology annotation, biological process: aromatic amino acid biosynthetic process. Gene Ontology annotation, molecular function: 3-deoxy-7-phosphoheptulonate synthase activity. The transcript has 4 exons.
CCCCACCCCCACUAUGACUCUUGAUUGCAUGGCCACUAUGACUCUUGGUUGCAUGGGCUUAUACAUGUAUUUAUUUUCUAGAUCUUGCGACGAUCGGCUGCUUUGCGACAGAAUAGAAGCAAUUCCACUAUAUCCAAUUCACCACCUAUUUCUUGUUAGGUGCUGAUUAUCUUCGAAGUGGCUUUCUUCUACUGUAUACAAGGGACUAUAUUCACUUUCAUUAGCCCAUCAUGUCUAGCUUCUACAUUCCAAACAGGGACGUCGGCAACAAAACCACUGGGGAUGACUGGAGAAUCCGCGGCUACAAUCCCCUAACGCCUCCGGACCUCCUCCAGCACGAAAUCCCACAUACGGCCAAAUCGAAGCAGACGGUCCUCGAAAGCCGCGAUGAAAUAGUAGCCGUAGUCAAUGGCACCGAUGAAAAGGAGAGACUUCUAGUCAUCAUUGGACCAUGCUCCAUUCAUGACCCGAAGUCGGCCCUCGAAUACUGCGAUAGACUACUGAAGGAGAAGGAGAAGUACAAGGAUGAGUUACUCAUCGUCAUGCGGGCUUACCUUGAGAAACCACGAACAACAAUAGGCUGGAAGGGUCUAAUAAACGACCCCGAGAUCGAUAACAGCUUCCAAAUUAACAAAGGAUUGCGCAUGUCAAGGCAACUCUUCGUCGACCUCAACGACAAAGGGAUGCCCAUCGCUAGCGAGAUGCUGGACACUAUCUCACCACAGUUCCUAGCAGAUGUCCUCUCAGUCGGAGCCGUGGGCGCUAGGACAACCGAAAGUCAGUUGCACCGUGAAUUGGCGAGUGGCUUGUCUUUCCCGGUAGGAUUCAAGAACGGCACUGACGGAACAUUGGGUGUUGCCAUUGAUGCUAUCGGUGCUGUCAGACAUCCUCAUCAUUUCCUCUCCGUUACGAAGCCUGGGGUUGUAGCUAUCGUUGGCACUGUUGGUAACGAGGACUGCUUCGUGAUCCUCCGGGGCGGAAGCCGUGGUACCAAUUACGACGCGAAGAGCAUCGCAGAGGCCAAGGUUGCCCUAGCUAAGUCAGGUUUGAGCCAACGUCUCAUGGUAGACUGCAGUCAUGGAAACUCGCUGAAGAACCACAUGAACCAGCCUAAGGUUGCUGCUGACAUAGCAGGGCAGAUCUCCAAGGGAGAGACCGGCAUUAUGGGAGUUAUGAUCGAAAGUCAUAUAAACGAAGGCAGCCAGAAGGUACCUAAAGAAGGCAAGGAUGGUCUGCAGUACGGUGUCAGUAUCACAGAUGCUUGCAUUGGAUGGGAAGACACGGAAUCAGUCCUCGCUACUCUCGCAAAUGCCGUCAAAGAGCGGAGGAAGGUAGCUGGUAUAAAUGGUCGUCCGUUGGAAAUUAGGAGUGCUUAGAUGAGAGUCACCUAUCAUAAAAAACAAAGAAGGAGAAGUCUCGCGAUCUGUAAUAAAAGGUGGUUUAAAAAUUUGAAGAUAUCCAAAAGUUCGGCACAAAGGAAGGGGAAAAAAGAUAAACUAAAGCGUUCUUUGCAUUAGUUAACUAAUUACAAUUCUUAUACUUAGGUCCUUCUUAGAAAUGGGACCAAUAGGUUUAACUAAGUUUAACACGAUAAAAUACCAUGUAGGAAUAAUAGGAAUAAUAGGAAACAAAUUACAGGAAGUGUUGAAUUUGUCUCCAACUCGAGGUUGUUCUAGGUAUCCGUGAAGUAAAGAAGCUCGGUAGAAAGGUUCGUUGUAGGCCGAUGAAUC